GUUUCAUUCAUGUUGUUAAAAAUAGGCAGUUUACGUAUUUUUAAGAUGGGCGCUCAAGGAAAUACUAGCGUCCAUUGUAUCGAAAGUCAGAAAUUGUGACAUGGGGUUUAAAUCUCAAAAGUUUAAUGUUAGCUGCACCGGCUACGUCGGCUCACUACGUCUCCAAAGCAAACGUCGUCAGGCGCUAGCUCACUGGGGUUGCUGUCAUUAACAAGAUGAAUAUUUGGGGAAAAUACAUUCCCAUUCUAAGGGGAUAAUAAUCCACAACGUUUGCGGAAAAUCAACAUAAAAAUGAGCAGAGAGAAAAAGAGAUGGCACAGGAGUCUGGAUGGAUAUGCAGAGAGGAGUGGCCAAAGGUAUUGAUUUCAAGAUUAGGACAAUAGAGCUUGAUGGCAAGAAGAUAAAGUUACAGAUAUGGGACACAGCUGGUCAGGAACGUUUCAGAACAAUCACAACAGCCUACUACAGAGGAGCAAUGGGGAUCAUGCUUGUCUAUGACAUCACAAAUGAGAAAUCAUUUGACAAUAUCAAGAACUGGAUAAGGAACAUAGAGGAACAUGCGUCAUCUGAUGUCGAGAAGAUGGUUCUUGGCAAUAAAUGCGACAUCAAUGACAAGAGGCAGGUUUCCAAAGAUAAAGGAGAGAAGCUUGCACUAGAGUAUGGGAUCAAGUUCAUGGAGACCAGUGCAAAGGCCAACAUCAAUGUGGAAAAUGCAUUUUUGACUCUUGCCAGAGACAUCAAAUCAAAGAUGGACUCAAAAAUGGAAGGUAACGCCCCUCAGGGCAGCAAUCAUGGAGUCAAGAUCUCCGAGCCACAGAAAAAGACCAGUUUCUUCCGCUGCAGCUUGCUCUGAGAACCAAAGCCUUCCAUGCUGGCUACAGGCCGGCUGGACACAACUUGACUGUGCUCUCUCAGCACUUCCUCCUCUCUUUUUUUUCUUUUUUUUUUUUUUUUUUUUUUUUUGCUUAUUCUACCCAACCAUGGCCUCUCCCGGUUCUCCCGGUUUUGCAAAAACCACUAUUGUCAUAAAGUGGAGGACUUCCCCUCCACUCUUCCUUUUCUGAAGGCUUCCAGAGGUGCGUCACUUCCAUUAUUAGUGGAAAACUUGUCUUUACUUUUCAAGAAGUUUUAACUGACGAAGGACUCAUCACUGAUGUGUUUUCUGUUACAAAAUCGGGGGCUUCUUGUAUUUCUCUCAGUCAGUAGCACAGCCAGCGACAGAAGAUACUUGCCUCAUUAUAAUAUUUUUUAAUUGGAAAUCAAAUGUGGUAUUUUGGUCCACCUUUAAUGGCACCCUUUAGGUGUUUGUGUUACAUGUUGCCGAGCAGAGGCUGAUGGUUCUGAACUUCAGUGAAACACAGUUGCACUUUUUUCAUAUCAGCAGCUGAAGUCAUAUCAAGGCAUAUAAAGUCCAUUCGAAAUUAUUCAGAAAGUUUUGUUUUUAUCUGUUCUUAUUUGUUGUUCUCGACAAUCAUCCGAUGAGACUGAAAAUGUCUUGAUCACUGCCUCCAAACUAUUUUUGCAGUAGCAUUCGAGUGUAGGUAAAAUAUCAUCCUUUGUUUUCUCAGUCCUCCUGUCCAAGUUUAACUUAAAAAAAAUAAGAGGUGGCAUAUUUUUGUAAACGGGUCUUUAAAGUGGCAACUUGUAUUCCUAGUAGAGAUGGACUAUGAGGCUUUUCCUGUUAGAAAAAAAAAACUUUUCUUUAUGCUAAUUUCUUUCUAUGAAGGCAUAAAAAGGUCAAAUGGUUCCUUGAUAAAUAGUUGCUGUUUCAAUUCUAGCAGAAAAUGAAGGACUUAUGAGAUUAUCCCCAUCAAAGCAUAAGCCACAAACCGUCUGUUGAGUUUUGUUAAAUUGAAAAUGAAUUGUAUUGAAGCAUAUGCCAUACACUGAAAACAGUGAGAUUUCACAUUUCAAAUUGGCUUAUUCCAGGGCUUGUCAGAUUGCUUGUUGUGUUUAUAUAUCGUUAAAUGUUUGGAAAUAACCGAAGAGGUCAAGAGUAAUAAACUAUUAUAUGAUAAAUAAACAUUCGGUUUUUCAGAUUGGGUUGCGUUAUCAUCUGUGUUUGAAAGCCACACAGGCAUGUGGGCCGGAGGUUUACCCAAAACCAAGUGUUUUCAGAAACUCUUUAAGAUUAAGCCCUAAAGUGUUCUCAAUCACAACAGACUGAUUCUGAGGUCCAAAAUUUAGAAACCAGAUUUACUUCUUACCUCCACAAGUUAAAUCUGCCUAUAUUAAAAUGUGUCUCUAUAGUGGUAGCUGUAGCUGGUUGAAGGAUGGAUUGCUGUGCAUAUACAUGGAAAAAUUAAGUAUUUAAAUUUGUAGAAAUACCCUUAGUUUUUAAAAACAAAUAACAUAAAUAGAGUAUUUAUUCAUUAGGUUUUCUAUGAGAUGGAUAGAUAUUAACCCUUUAUUUACUUCCUGUUUGGAAUCAGAGGUUUAUGCUUCCUUUGUCCUCAGAUGUUAAAACUCAUAUUCUACAAAAAAUCUGGAGAUGUGUUGAACAUUUGCAUUAGUUUUUUAGCAAUUUUCCCAAAGUUUAUGAAACAGACGUAGAGCAUGAGACAUUCUCCACCGUGCUUAACAGUGGGCAUCAGGUGCUUUUCAAUGUAUUCCCUUUUCACCCAGGCAAAAGCGUUGUAUUAUAUUUUAGUAUUUUCCAGAUGUGGAUAAUAUAAGGGAAGCUUUAAUUCCUACCACAUGUUUUAAAACUGCUGUCUGUCCAGCUGGUUGCCCAUGCAAACACUUCUUCCAUAUAUGUAUGCAUGACUGCAGUAGCAAUGGCUGCUGCUAAUUCAUAGUGAACAGAAAUGGAGGCCUAAACUGACAAAUAAGUCUGGGAAAUUGGGGAUUUUUGGCAUGAAAAAUGUGUGGAAAGUCUAAUCAGUCCGAUUGAAACACAGUUCCAGCUAAAGUGUAGAGUUGAGCUGGGUGAUUAAUCUAUUUUUUUUUUACUUAAUUCAGUUCUUGGUUUUUGAAAAUGUGUAAUUUUUUUUGUUUCAUCACUCUAUGGUUCAGAGUGAUGUCACCAUGCCCAAGGCCGCCAUUUUGUUUGGCACGUGUUUUACAGCUACUGUUUGUUUUGACGUUGAAUUCAGGUCAACUCUACGUCAAAGUAUUAGGGCCAGGAAGAGAAUAAAACCGUAGUAUCACAAGAAUAAUAUAGUACGACAAUGUAGUCAGAAUGGUAUGAGAAUAAUAUUACCAGAAUAAAGUCGUAACAUUUGAUAGAAUUUUUUGAGACCUCUUACCCAAAAAUGAAUAGUUAAAAUGAGGAAUUUUGAUCAAACUGUAAAGUUUUUUUGUACCAGUUUUUCAAAUAAGGAUAUGCUAAAUCUGUUAGCAUUUUGAAAUAACUGUGCAAAGGAAUGUUCAUUUUGAAGAAAGAGCCACACAAACAGCUGAUCACGUCAAAUCUUGAUGACUAUAUUAAAUUCUGGUGAAAAAGUUUUAUUCUUCUAAUAUUACGACUAUAUUUUUGUAAUUAAGCUAAAAAAUUUCAUAGCCCUCCCAUAAUAUUAUGUUGUAUAACUCACAGAAGAGAUGACUGAAAUAAAAUCAGUUAUUUUUAAUGACUGAUUUUAUUUCAAAAGUCAGUAAAAAAUUAUAAAUACUUUUUAAAAUAUUUGUAAUUUAUUUUUUUUAAUCUUUUAUUAUUAUUAUUUUUUAGAAAAUACAGGAAGAAAGUUAAAUUAGAAAAUUGGAUCCGGCAUGAAAAAACAAACUUCAUAUCUUCCGGACUGAGACGCAGUUACCAUGUAGACGGUGAACAAAAUAUGCCGAUCUCUCACCGGAAAAAUCGUUUCUCGAUAACAUUCGAGCUCAAAUGACGCCUCUGGUCAUGAACUGCAGGUUCCCUUCGAGCCCUCCCAGCACUUUACCAUUACGUCGUGUUUUUCUCCGUGCCAAGCGAUGGCUUCGUUUUAUAACAACCAGAUGUUGAUCUGUCGAGUCUGUGAAACCAAAAUCCAACAGCACCAAGUGAUCCAGCAUCCUCCAACUGUAAUCUGUCACCUUGAAGCGUCUGCUUCCUUGUAAUUUCUGCAAACUGAUGUAAAUCCAGUAUGUAGGCAUAGAUUAGAAGAGUUUUAAGCUAAAGCCUGCCACUUUGUUCUUUAAAAGUUUGUGCUCUGCUGACGUCAAAGCAGGCUUGAAUUAAGCUCUUAUCAGGUGUUUUCCACAUUUAGUUUUGAUGCUUGAUAGCUAGGUGGCGCUGGAGAAUCAGUGAGCCUCUCUUAGCUAAACCACUUAAACACAAAUUUGAUUCAGUAUUUACAUAUAUUCAGAAGAAAAAAAAAAAGGCCAGAGUUAAUUGAAAUGCAUUUCUCCUGCUUACCUCAUGUUGGCAUUCUUAUGAUAGUCGUUUUUCUGGAAACUCCACAGCGUUCAGAAAGGUUUGGGUUUUUUAUGGUUUGGUUGUAGCUUCUUUUUCUGUUGUUUUUUCUUUAAGUAUCAAAGAAAGAUUUGGGACCUCGUGAUUACUAGGACCAUUUGUCUUAACCGUCAGAUCUCAUAGCUGAGCUAUGCAUUGUGAAUCUUGGACCUUUGUACAUCAUAAACCCUUACAGAUGAAUUUAUUUGCUUUGUUACAUUUAAUGUGUUUUUUUUGUCACUCACUGAGCCAGAAACAGGUCAGGCUUAUUUAAAAACUGCAUGUUAACCUAAACUUUAGCUGCAAUUAUUUUUGACAGAUUUAUUUUGUUGUUGUUUUUUUUUAUUACUUUUUCUUAAAAUCCCAUCAUAUGUUGUAAUAAAGCAAACACACAUUUUUAGCAGCCAUAUUUUCAUUCUGUCUGUUGGGAAAUUCACAGGGAAAAGUUUAGAGGGGUUGGGGGGGGAAAUAUAUAAAUAUCAUUGAACAUUGAAAAAUAAAUAUAUAAACUGUACUGUACUUUCUAAACCCAUAUGAAAUGUGUACUUUUGAUUUAAUAAAAAGGAUCUAAAAAUG
Poeciliopsis prolifica (blackstripe livebearer) is the source of this 4945-nucleotide messenger RNA. RefSeq names its product ras-related protein Rab-8A. Lineage: Eukaryota; Metazoa; Chordata; Actinopteri; Cyprinodontiformes; Poeciliidae. Gene Ontology annotation, biological process: neurotransmitter receptor transport to postsynaptic membrane; protein localization to plasma membrane; regulation of exocytosis. The record is from RefSeq and is a predicted model, not a curated record. The coding region runs from base 329 to 853 and encodes 174 amino acids. The transcript is spliced from 9 exons. Gene Ontology annotation, molecular function: GTP binding; GTPase activity. Gene Ontology annotation, cellular component: synaptic vesicle; plasma membrane; dendritic spine.